Messenger RNA from Mollisia scopiformis, 2800 nucleotides. RefSeq lists its product as uncharacterized. The transcript has 3 exons. The coding region runs from base 227 to 2800 and encodes 857 amino acids. The record is from RefSeq and is a predicted model, not a curated record. NCBI's taxonomy places the organism in Eukaryota, Fungi, Ascomycota, Leotiomycetes, Helotiales, Mollisiaceae. Gene Ontology annotation, biological process: vesicle-mediated transport. Gene Ontology annotation, cellular component: Mon1-Ccz1 complex; intracellular membrane-bounded organelle.
CAACGGCAGCUCACCUGCAUCCCUGACAUCACCGUAAAUCAGGACGGCACGACCAUGGCCAUAACCUUGACUCGAGCGACGGAGGUUUGCCCCGGCCCCGAUGCUCGAGAAUAGCGCUCAUCAAAUGCGCCUUUACGUGUUGAUCGUCUGCGCCUCUACUCGGUACAGCUCAUAAACAUAAGUAUCUCUCAAAGAAUAACACAUCCUUCUCACGAUCGAAGAUGCCAUGUCUUCUACAGUCGAUCAGUCCCGGACGGUUAUUCCUGCACAGCUAGGAUUUCUGGCGAUCUAUAAUCCAAGCCUGGGCACCUCGGAUGAGACAAUAGAAAACCAGAUUGUUUAUUACUCCUCUUCUUCCGAAAAUGCUAGAAAGAGCAGGCAAACAACAAAUCCGAAGCAAAAGGCCGCCGACGAUGCAGCCAAAAGAGAGCAGCAGAAUGAACAAUUGCGGCAGAUUGGCCUUGCCCAAGGCAUGGUAGAAUUUGGCAGAAGUUUUUCUGACGGAAUGGCGGUGGACACAGUCGAGACUGAGAAAUCUCGUAUCAUACUCCAUGAGCUGGAAUCAGGGUGGUGGAUCUUGGCUUCCAUCAGCCUGACUGUCCUACCAGUCAUUGCCAAACCGGCCUCCAUCGUCAAGGGCAAGAGUUCAGAGCCACAAGAGGCUGUUGAAUAUUCCUCUCGCGAGGUCAAACCUGCUGUACUACUACUUGGAGACCUUCUUCGAGCACAUGCGACCUUUCUUCUACACCACGCUUCUUCGAUGAGCGCUCUCUUCGUGCGAACGAGACGGUCAAAAUUUGUGGGCUUACUUGGUCGAUACUGGGAUACAUUUCUAUCUACGUGGAAUGUCCUCAUGCAUGGCAAUCCAGCAAACAGUCUAUAUGGAGGGAUCAAGAUUGCCGCUUGUGGCGAGCUCGGUAUGGGCGUGGGCGAAGAAGAGCGAGGUAGCGGGGAACGUGAAGUUUUGGAAGGAUUCGUUGGCCGUAUCGACGGACUGGUAGAUGUGGUAGUCUCCAAAUUUGGAGAUGUGCAUUCUGGUCAAGAAACACCGAAAGCAGAGCAACAACAAAACCUCCGAACAGAACCCACGUCUCCGUGGCUUGGAUCUGGCAGUGAGCCUGCUGCGGAGGACGGUGCUAUCUUUCUAGGUACUGGAGCAUUGUCAAAAAAAUCCCUUCGCUAUGUUACUCAUUGGAUCGAGGAUCUCUACAGAUGGGGACCGUAUGCCUACGGCGUUACAGAAAAUCCUACUUCCAUUCGCCAUAGCAAAAAGUCGAAGAAGCAUCAAAAUCGUGGAGAGAGCCUUGCUCUCUCCCCCGACACCAUCAAAAAGUCGCGCCAGGUCUAUGGUUUGACCGAUCGUACCGAUUCUGAACAGCCAAGCCCUGACCAGGAUGACUCGAUGGCAACAAUAGCUCCACAGCCUAUGGCAGACAGUGAUGCUUCAGCGGGUAGUCCGAAGCCUAAGAAGCACAGACCCACUUUUCGUCGUGGGCCUGGCAGCUUUGCAAGUAGCGGUAGUGAGACUGGGAAGACGAACAAACUUGUGCAGUAUCUAAAAUUUGGGUAUGGCACACACUGGACACUUGGCGGGUCAUCUUUACGAGAAGAUGAGGUUACAGGAGCCCCAGGAGGGAACCCCGAGACGAAGUUAGAUGCUCAAGAUCCUUUGCCUAAAGGUUUAGACGCUGCAAGACUUCAAGUAGAUGGCACGGAUGAAGGUACCAUGUUCCAAGUGGAUGACUCCAAAGGACAUUAUCUAGUCGGGCUCAUGGGAGAUAUCGAAAAUGAGAAUGGGGAUUCUGAUGACCAAAAUGGCGAAGGCUUGAAUGACACCAACAUCGAGGACCUCAACGCCAGAGUAGUCUUGCGCACAUUAACGCUUGAUUCUGAUCAUACUGGCACAACAAGCUCAUCAUACGACAGUCAGGAUCGAAACAAGACAAAGAAACUUCGUGUGGUCGUCUAUGUUAACAGGCCAUUCAUCUUUGUCUUUCUGUUCGAGUUGAGAACUGAUGCUCUGGCUUGGAAUAACCUUUACCGUGCCAUGCACUAUCAACUUGCACCCCUCAUCAAACCAUUGCUGUCAUCUACCACAUUUCGAGCUUCUAAGCCAGAUAUCACUAAUACUGAGGAUUCCACAACGCCUAUAUAUGACCUCGUUUGGGACCCGAAGUUGCUGACGAUCCGCUCGACCAUCCCAAAUAUACCCGAUCCAUAUCAUGCUCAGACAGACCCUUCAGUCUCCUUAACAUGGUCCCGCAUCGAAGCGUUGAACACUCAUAUGCAAAUCGUUAAUACUUAUAUCACAAGCACUAUGGACAGAUCCGAGCUGGAACGCACUUGCAAGACCAGUCGUGGCUGGUGGGUAGUUUGGACUAGAAUUCCCGAGCCAGACUCGACGCCAACGGUCUCUCUCGCUUCAGGACAAGUGAAGGUUCCUGGGCUGAUACAUGAAGACAGCGGAGAGACUGGACCUUCAAAUAACUUAGAGUUACCGCUUCACCAAAAGUCUCGCGGAGGGAGCACGAACGCUUCUACAAAGGUGUCCAGUAUGUUCUCUGGACCAGCUCAUCCAUUCUUAGAAGCCCUUGCCAAUACUGGGCGUCAGAGUCCGAGGGAUAAGGAAAUAUUCUUGAUCAGGAGAGCCAGUGACCAUGCUGCUUCCAAGUCGAGAAUGCUAAGCGGCUCUUCGUUCUCAGGAUCAGAGGGUGGUUGGACAACUGGGCCUAGUAAAUUGGCUCAAGGUAUUGGUGUGGAUACUAAGAGGUACAUCGAGAGCCUUUUGAACCUCAGCUGA